AUGUUGCGCGGUUCCUUUCUCGCCCUCACGGCGCUGCUCUCGCUCACAUCUGCUGCACCUGCUAAGCGGCAAUGGGGCGACUGGCAGCCCUGCAACAACGAAACAAUCCGCAUCCGUAAGGAUUUCAACAAUCUCUGUCCAGAGGAGCGCAAAGCAUUUACAGACGCUAUCAACUGUAUACGUUCUCAGCCAUCAAAUCUCGACCAAGCAAAGUAUCCAGCGGCUAUCAACAGGUACUUCGAUUGGGCCACGGUUCACGUCAACCGCACCAAUGUCGCUCACCUUUCAGGCUAUUUCCUGACAUGGCACCGCAUGUUCAUUCACCUCUUCGAGGAAGACCUACGAAACAUUUGCGGUUUCGAAGGCACAAUGCCAUACUGGAACUGGCCCGCCACAGCCGAUGAUCUAGCCAACACACCAAUCUUCAACGGCGACGCCUACUCCAUGUCCGGUGACGGCGCAUAUAUCCCCGACCGCCCACCAACAGUCCUCGCACCAGGCUUCUCCCUCCCAACCGGCCUCGGCGGCGGCUGCGUCACAACUGGACCAUUCGCAGGCAUGAACUACACCAUGCAACCCAUCCCGAUUCAGGGCCUGAUUCUCGGCUCCCCACUCCCACCCAACGCUUUUGCGAACAACGGCUCUUGCCUAACCCGCGACCUAAACCCGUACGUUGCCCAGCGCUGGGACAACUGGACCGCCUUCAAUGACGCCAUCGCCGCGCCCAACCAAGCCGCAUUCUCCACUGCACUGAAUGGCGUAUUCGGCGGCACCGACCUCGGCCUGCACUCUGGCGCGCACUUCAUCGUCGGCAACCCUGCUUCCAACAUCUAUGUCUCGGCGCAGGACCCGAUCUGGUAUCCGCUGCAUACCUUCCUCGACUUGAUGUACGUGCAGUGGCAAAAGGCGCAUCCGGAGAUCUACGAUGAGUUGUAUGGGACGAUGACUGCGAAUAACGCGCCGCCGAGCGCGAAUGUGACCCUGGACUCAAUGGAGCCGGAUUGGGGUUACUUUGGGGAUAGCGUGCCAGUCAAGGAUCUGAUCUCGACCACGGCAGGGCCGUUCUGCUAUGAUUAUGAGUUCCAGCCGGGGCCAUAUACGGAGAAGAGAGGGGAGAAGAUGCUAGGCUGGUCGUGA
Messenger RNA from Cyphellophora attinorum, 1137 nucleotides. RefSeq lists its product as uncharacterized. The transcript has a single exon. The record is from RefSeq and is a predicted model, not a curated record. Gene Ontology annotation, molecular function: oxidoreductase activity. The coding region runs from base 1 to 1137 and encodes 378 amino acids. Lineage: Eukaryota; Fungi; Ascomycota; Eurotiomycetes; Chaetothyriales; Cyphellophoraceae.